Caretta caretta (loggerhead turtle) is the source of this 1400-nucleotide messenger RNA. The record is from RefSeq and is a predicted model, not a curated record. NCBI's taxonomy places the organism in Eukaryota, Metazoa, Chordata, Testudines, Cheloniidae.
GCGGGCGGAGGCCUGGGGGGGAAGCAGGCUCAGCCUCUGGUCGGCCCCGCCUUGGGCCUCCCUGCUGAAGCUGCCAUGGGGCCGGGGGGGGGCUUGGACCCCUGUGAACUGGGCUGAGACCCACCAGACUCAUGUCACCGGGGGAGCCACCAAAGGGACCCAAAUUCUCAUCUUCACCCUGGUGGGGCGUGAUCGCAACCCGGCCUGACCCUCCUCCGUGCCAGUCGCACAGUGCUGGAGCCAAUGGGGCGUGCACGGGGGCCGAUCCCGGCUGGGGACAAGGCUGCGGUUUCCAGCUGGACUUGUUCUGCGGGAGCCUGCGUGAAAUGCAUUGGGUGCCUACAGGACGCAACCCCCUCCCCGCUGCCGGGGUGUUCCAGGCGGAAGAUGAGAGCUGCACAGCAGAGCCCGCAGGCGACGUAGUGAACGUGGUUUUCAUUGACCGUUCUGGGCGCCGGAUCCCCGUGCAGGGGCGUGUGGGGGAGGAUGUGCUCCGCCUGGCCCAGAGGCACAACAUUGAACUGGAAGGCGCCUGCGAAGCCUCCCUGGCUUGCUCCACCUGCCACGUCUACGUGAGCCAGGAGUUGGUGGACAAGCUGCCUGCCCCUGACGAAAGGGAGGAAGACAUGCUGGACCUGGCCCCACAGCUACAGGAGAACUCCCGACUCGGCUGUCAGAUCAUCCUCACCAAAGAGCUGGAGGGGGUGGAGUUCACCCUGCCCAAAAUCACCAGGAACUUCUAUGUGGAUGGCCAUGUUCCCAAGCCCCACUGAAGGCUGGAGGAGUCUCUGGGCUGCCCGUGGCUCUGGGGCUGGGCCUUGGCCUUAUAGAGCCCAAAGCAAGGGGGGCUGGUUGGAGAAGGCUCCCCCUGAGGGUCUGCAGCACUGCUGGUGACACAGAGAGGUGCGGGGAGGGGUUAGUUUUAUAGGCCCAGGGUGAAGCCCUGAGCUUCCUACAGGCCGAGGUGGGGAGGGGAUGUCAGAAGCAAAGAUGCUAGAAUAGCCCCCCCCCCCCAGCACCUUUGCUCACAGCCCCAGAGGUGACGUGGGGCCAUACAACAGCCCUAUCUUUUCUGUUCAGGGAAUCUGCAUUUUUUGGUGUUGGUUACCAAUCCUGCAGCCCGUCCCAGGGAGCAGAAGGAGGGCAGGUUGUGGGGGGCUAGCAGGGGGUGCUCUGCAUUCUUCCUGUCUGGAGGUCACCGUUUCUCAUGGCGUGCUUUAAUAUGCAUUAGGAGCCUUGGUGCGUUCUCUGUGCCAUUUGACGUGGGAUGGCAGGGACCAAAGCAGCACGUUCUCUGGGCUGGUCGCUGUGGAUCACCCAGUGUCACGCUGUAACCUCGGGAUCAGGGCCAACGCCCCUCCCGCAGCCACAUUUUAUUAUUAAAGCUCACGUUUGUAUGA